ACAAUUUGAUUCUAAAGGGACUUCUGACUCCUUUUUCUCAAUGAGGCACCACGUCUGAGCUGACGGCUUCCAUCUACCUCACUGUGUAAUAAAAACACACAAUCGCUGACGCUGGGAUACCCCUCCCAGACCUGAUUCGUAUUCAAGCUCUGUUCGUAUCGGCCUCGGAGCUCCGGGAGCUCUGGGAACAGCCAUGGCCGAUUCAGCAAUAUCCCUGAUUGACGCCCCCAAAACACUCAAGGAUCGUGCAGUCUCGUAUCAUGGCCGGGUCCCUGUCCUGCGGAAACUCCCGUUUCCCGCCGUGGCUAUCAUUCUCACCUUGAUUUUGGUAAACGCUCUUGUUUGGGUAGCAGUUGGUAUUGUCCUUCAUUUUCAUACGGCACUCGUUUCUACAGCUGUGUUGUCAUACACAUUAGGUCUCCGCCAUGCAUUGGACGCUGAUCAUAUUUCCGCCAUUGACCUAAUGACUCGGCGUCUUAUUGCAUCUGGUAAACGACCUGCUACAGUAGGCACAUUCUUCUCCCUCGGGCACUCAACAAUCGUCAUCAUCACAUCAAUUGUCGUAGCAGCUACAGCCGCAGCGAUUAGUGAGAAAUUUGACAAAUACAGCCGCGUCGGGGGGAUCAUUGGCACCGCUGUCUCCGCCGGCUUCCUCAUCCUGCUCGGCAUCAUGAAUAUCUACAUUCUGUAUAAACUCGUCCAGCAGCUGCGGAAAUUAAUUGCCUCUCACCCCGGCGAAGAAGAGGGGUUCAAGAUCCAGGGCGCCGGGUGUCUGUUUCAUCUUUUUAAAAAGAUGUUUAAACUCAUUGACAGUCCAUGGAAAAUGUACCCCCUCGGCGUCCUCUUCGGUCUCGGCUUCGACACCUCCUCCGAGAUCGCCCUACUGGGCAUCGCCUCCAUCCAAGCCGCCAAGGGGACCAGCGUCUGGCUGAUCCUGCUAUUCCCCAUUCUGUUCACGGCGGGGAUGUGUCUGCUCGACACGACCGACGGCGCGCUGAUGAUGACACUGUACACCUCGACCUCGCUCGCGCGCGACCACAUUGCCAUCCUGUACUACUCCAUCGUGCUGACUGCCAUCACCGUCUGCGUUGCGCUCGUCAUUGGCGUCAUCCAGCUGCUCUCGCUCGUGCAGAACGUCGCCGAGCCCUCGGGCACUUUCUGGGACGGCGUCGCCGCCGCGGGCGACCAUUUUGACAUUAUCGGCGGCGCGAUAUGCGGGUCGUUUAUCUUCUUUGGCGCCCUCAGCGUCGUUUUGUAUGGUCCCUGGCGGCGGCGCGUAGAUCGGCGUCGUAUGUCCCAUCCCCCUCAUCCUCUUCAUCUGCCUCAUGAUCAUUAUCAUGCCGCCGCCGACGAGGCCGAGGUUGGAACAGCUGGGUGCUCAGCCGAAGACGGUGUGGUUGGACCGCAUGAUCACCUGUCGGAAGCUGGAUACUUGGAUGCUGAGACGGCGUCGUUGGCGGGACUUGACCGGGAGCGUGACCAGGAGCGGGGACUGGAACUAGAAAUUGAGCGCGAAAUGGCCUCGGAUGUAGCUCAGGACCAGAGUCUGCAUGGACCUAUCGCAGCAGCCACGCCGCGGGAUAAGACUAUGACGCAGCAGGAUACGAGCAAAGACGGCAAAACUACAAAGACAAAUGUAACUGUGCGAUCAAUCGAGGAAUCGCCGGAGGAAGAGACAGGGCCAGGUACAUCUGCACAUGCACAUGCAAAUGCAACUGCAAUUACGCCGUCGUCAUCAUCUUCUGCGAGAUAAAGGCGUCGUGUUAAUAAAAGGUGUGUGUAAAAAGACAUACAAACAACUUGUGUUAGAAGAAGGGAUGUUACAUAUCGGACAUAUAGUGAUAGGAGUGGCUGUCGAUACAAUAAACUAUACAUUACAUCUAACUUUCAAUGACAUCACUGAAUGGCAAGCACGGAGCGG
Xylona heveae TC161 is the source of this 1921-nucleotide messenger RNA. Its product is annotated as NicO-domain-containing protein. Gene Ontology annotation, biological process: nickel cation transmembrane transport. Lineage: Eukaryota; Fungi; Ascomycota; Xylonomycetes; Xylonales; Xylonaceae. Bases 194 to 1753 code for a protein of 519 amino acids. The record is from RefSeq and is a predicted model, not a curated record. Gene Ontology annotation, cellular component: plasma membrane. Gene Ontology annotation, molecular function: nickel cation transmembrane transporter activity. The transcript is spliced from 6 exons.